Odontomachus brunneus is the source of this 1219-nucleotide messenger RNA. It is a transcript of the gene Mt2, whose product is annotated as tRNA (cytosine(38)-C(5))-methyltransferase. The transcript has 2 exons. Gene Ontology annotation, molecular function: methyltransferase activity. NCBI's taxonomy places the organism in Eukaryota, Metazoa, Arthropoda, Insecta, Hymenoptera, Formicidae. The record is from RefSeq and is a predicted model, not a curated record. The coding region runs from base 125 to 1204 and encodes 359 amino acids.
AAUUCUACAGUUUAGGAAAUAAUUUUAACGUCGGUUGGUACAUGUAAGAACUGUCAUUGCAUUUUACUGCACGUUGUACUAUUUACUUCGAUGAUCAAGCAACGUUUCGAGCAAUUUAUCAAUAAUGAGAGUAUUGGAGUUAUACAGUGGUAUCGGAGGAAUGCAUUUCGCGCUCUGCGAAAGUGGUAUUGCGGCAAAAGUCGUUGCUGCGAUUGACAUAAAUCCUGUUGCAAAUGAUGUUUAUCGUCACAAUUUUCCAGAAACUAUUCUUAUGAACAGGAAUAUUCAAUCUAUCAGUGCGCAAGAACUGAACAAAUUGAAUGUGGAAACUAUACUUAUGAGUCCUCCGUGUCAACCUUUCACAAGACUAGGAUUGAAAAAGGAUGCUCUUGAUAAUAGAGCUUGUUCUCUGUUACAUGUUUUGAGCUUGAUAUCUGAAUUAAAAAGUUUGAGAUAUAUUUUGCUGGAGAAUGUUAAAGGUUUCGAAGUGUCUCAGAUGAGAGACAAAUUGGUAGAUUGUUUAGAAAGAUGUGGAUAUGCUUAUAGAGAAUUAAUAUUGAGUCCAUGCCAAUUUGGUAUACCAAACAGUAGACACAGAUAUUAUUUGUUAGCAAAGAGGAAAGAUCUGAAGUUCUGUUUCAAACAAACUGUAUUGGAAAAUGAUUUAUCGUCUGAAUUAUCAGGAUUAUUGCCAAAAAGUCAGCACUCCCUACUGGCAGAGAAAAGUGGUAAAAUUAAUUGUAAAUCUGGCAGAAUAUGCUAUACACUUAAUAAUAUCUUAGAAAAUGUAGAGCAAUCUAAGUAUUCGGUACCCUCAGAAUUAUUAAGGAAAAGAGCAUGGGUGUUAGAUAUAAGGACACGUGAAAGCAAUGGUUCUUGUUGCUUCACCAAAGGAUAUGGUCAUUAUGCUGAAGGCACGGGUUCCGUGUAUUGUCCAUUUCCGGAUGAGACUAUCAGAUUGAAGUAUGAUGAAGCUACCAAUCAUGAGGAUGAUUCAGACAAGAAAACGCAGAUUUUGUCAGAAUUAAAGCUUAGAUUCUUCUCGCCUCGAGAGGUGUGCAGAUUAAUGUGUUUCCCGGAAAAUUUCGACUUUCCAGAGCAUACCACUGAUAAACAAAAAUACAGAUUGCUUGGUAAUUCAAUAAAUGUUCACGUGGUUAGCAGAUUAAUAUUUUUAUUAUGUACUGAAGGUGAAAAUAAAUGAGAAUUAAUGGAGUCA